Vigna angularis (adzuki bean) is the source of this 772-nucleotide messenger RNA. Its product is annotated as succinate dehydrogenase subunit 7B, mitochondrial. The transcript has 4 exons. Lineage: Eukaryota; Viridiplantae; Streptophyta; Magnoliopsida; Fabales; Fabaceae. Bases 160 to 444 code for a protein of 94 amino acids. The record is from RefSeq and is a predicted model, not a curated record.
AGUGAUAAUAACAAAAUUGAUCCAAUAGGGAGGAGUUGGAAUCUGAGUGGGGGUAGUUACAGAUUUCGUGAGUUCUCUCUUCACACAGCUUCGAUUUUUUUUACUUCUCGGAGCUCUGAACUUGACCGACGUCGUUUCACCUCAAAGCGCUUCGAGAAAAUGGCAUUCUUGAUGAACAAAACAGCCGUUGCUUCCCAUUUUGUAACUCAGUCCCAGACCGAAGAAUCCGCUUCUUUUCCGCGCCGUCGAUUCCACGUUGAGCCUGGCCCUCGUGAAAAAGCUCUCUUAGCUGAAGAUUCAAUUCUGAAACCAUUCAAAUCGUAUAAGAAGAGUGUAAAACAGCUCAAAAGAAUUGGGGAUGUUCUCACGGUUGUUGUUGUAGCAGGAUGCUGUUACGAAAUAUAUGUUAGAGCUGUUACACGAGAGGAUGCACAAAAACAGUAGCAUUCUGAAAGUUCUUGACAAAGCGAAUAUUGGGAGUUAGUUGUGUUUUGUUGGAUGUUUGUGGCAACAAUUUGGACUGUUAUUAGCCAUUUUAGAAUAAGCUGAAAAGUAUUUGAACCAAAAUGGUCUGUGCAUCGGUAGCUUUUUCCCCAUUUUAAAUACUGUCUAGUGAAUACAAUUUCAUGGCUUCAGUCUGAGAAACAGAUAUGAUUCCUUCAACCAAGUUUGAGGGUGUCGGGUGUGAUAUGAGAUGUUUAAUACAAUUCUAUAAUCGAGCUUUGCCUGAAAUGUUAAUGAAUGUGAUAAUCCUAAUCAGUGGGAAUUGUAA